GAACAUUUAACAAAAACAAACCUAGAUACGACACAACAACAAUUAUCCGUAUUCGAUUUCUCAAGUGAUACCAUAAUUAAUUAAAAUCGUGUAAUGUUGGACCAUUUUACAGAAUUCCAUGCUGUUUUUGUUUUUUAAAUAAAAUCGCAAUUCGCAAACAUCCAGGCCAGAGGCGGCGACAGUGAGCUCCAGUCAGUUGGAUGUUUGCGCUCCGUAGGAGUGGCCCAAAUGUUUCGACAUCACCUCACGCGUUGUGAGCGACAGCGGCCAAGCUAGAUGGUACUUCGACUCGGCAGCUAACGUUCGGGUUCGCAUUUCCAAAAGAAGACAUAUCCAUUUAUCUCAUUGUGGGUGCAGACUGUACCACAAUGGCUCUUUACGAAUAUGUCACUCAGGAGCAGCUCGCAGGCUUCGACAAAUACAAGUACAGCGCAGUGGACUCGAAUCCCUUGUCUGUCUACGUCAUGCAUCCUUUCUGGAACUUUGUGGUGAAGUUUCUACCAACAUGGUUGGCUCCAAACCUCAUUACAUUCACAGGCUUUAUGUUCCUUGUGUUGAAUUUCCUUAUGUUGGCCUUUUACGACUUUGACUUCACUGCCUCUGCUGCAGGACAUGAACACGUGCCUAGCUGGGUCUGGGUUGCCGCAGGGAUCUUCAACUUCUUGGCCUAUACACUCGAUGGUGUUGAUGGUAAGCAGGCUCGUCGCACCAACUCCUCCACGCCACUAGGGGAGCUGUUUGACCAUGGCCUGGACAGUUGGGCCUGCAUCUUCUUUGUGGCCACCGUCUACUCCAUAUUUGGACGUUUGGAAAGUGGCGUGGCCGUGCUCACACUGUAUUACAUCCUGUGGGUGGUGCUGUUCUCAUUCAUCCUGUCUCACUGGGAGAAAUAUAACACUGGCAUCUUGUUUCUGCCAUGGGGAUACGACAUCAGCCAAGUGACAAUCUCCCUGGUUUACUUGGUGACUGCUGUGGUCGGCGUGGAGAAGUGGUACCAGCCAUGCCUGUGGCACUACCUCUAUAGAGACCUUUUCAGCUUCAUGAUCAUCGUCUGUUCCUUCACUGUGACCUUACCCAUGAGCCUCCACAAUGUCCUGAAAGGUUACCGCAGUAACACCCUGAAGCACAGCAGCAUGUACGAAGCCUUCCUGCCCUUCCUCUCUCCCGUCCUGCUCUUCAUCCUGUCCACCACCUGGGUGGUCUUCUCUCCAUCCAACAUCCUCGAGCUGCAGCCCAGGAUCUUCUACCUCAUGGUGGGCACGGCCUUCGCUAAUGUCACGUGUAAGCUGAUCGUGUGUCAGAUGAGUAACACACGUUGCCAGGCGCUGAGCUGGCUGUUGUUGCCCAUGACGCCGGUGGUGUUGUUAUCGGUGACCGGGGUGGUCGCAAACGAGACCCUCCUGCUGUAUCUGUGGACGGCUGGCGUCGUCCUAGCACACAUACACUAUGGAGUUUCAGUGGUAAAACAGCUCAGCAACCACUUCAGCAUCUUGGCCUUCUCCCUGAAGAAGCCCAACAGUGACUGACAGGAGCAAGAACGAAUCGGCUUGAAGGCAGCGGAAGUUUAGGCUUCCUGGCUUAUCGACACUUCACUCUCAUCACCACGGAAACCGCAUCCCCUCCCCUCCAUCCAUGAGGACUCUACGAGUGGAAUGGACUGUGUUUCCACUGUCCGCAAAAACACACACACCCACACGCACGCACACAUUCCCAACCAAUCAAACUCUGGUCUCUGCGAUGGGGUGGGCCCAGGGGCUCUGGCUUCCGUCAUUGGUGAUUUGGCUAACUUGGUUGAGCCAAUGAGGUGCAAUUGUUUCCUACGGAAAUGUGCUUCAGUCAUGAGGACGGGCCAUGCGAACACACACAGACACAGACACACACACACACACACACACACACACACACACACACAUAUACUUGUACAUACUGCUUUCGUGCAGAUAAUUUAUAACUCGUGGCAGGUAUUUCAAGUACAAACACAGCCAGACACAAACGCACACAAACAGUUGCACUCACAUAGUAUUAUGAAUGUAUAAUAUGCCUUGGGGAAACGCCAUUUAAGUCUUAUUAUCUAAUUAUUAUAUUAACAGGAAUGCUUCAAGUAGUGUUGUUUCAAACCUGACCAAACCUCUAAAUUGUGGCCGCGUGUGGCUCCUACACAUCCACAGCGGUGUCCAGAGUUUAACGGUUCAGUCACCCAUUUCUUUUUUUCCAUGGGAUGAUUUUCUGUUGGAAAUCCCAGUGAUAUAUGUCAAUAGCUAUAUAUAUAUAUAUAUAAUAUACUGUAUGUGUUAAGGGGUUUCAGGCAUUUUAUUUUUGACUGAAAGGAAACUUAAAAAAAGAAGAUAACUCCUGUAAAACGUUGUAUAAAUUUUCCUCUAAUUAAUUCCACAUUCUGCUCUGUGAUGAUGGUUGUCAUGAGUAAACCGUGUUGGAUUGUGUCUAACUAGGGCAAGAAAUGACCAGGGUGACCUCUGACCUUUUGAACUCUACUAAGCUUCCACUUGGGCCUCCGACAGAGCACCCGGGUCUCCCUACCUUCUGAGGUGUUGUGUCUUCAUGCCGAUUCGUUCUGUUUUAAUUUUUAUUAUAUAUAUAUAUAUAUAUAUA
This is a messenger RNA of Perca flavescens (yellow perch), 2610 nucleotides long. It is a transcript of the gene selenoi, whose product is annotated as selenoprotein I. Lineage: Eukaryota; Metazoa; Chordata; Actinopteri; Perciformes; Percidae. The record is from RefSeq and is a predicted model, not a curated record. Gene Ontology annotation, molecular function: ethanolaminephosphotransferase activity. The transcript is spliced from 10 exons. Gene Ontology annotation, cellular component: Golgi apparatus; endoplasmic reticulum membrane. Gene Ontology annotation, biological process: phosphatidylethanolamine biosynthetic process.